Messenger RNA from Micropterus dolomieu (smallmouth bass), 3317 nucleotides. It is a transcript of the gene castor2, whose product is annotated as cytosolic arginine sensor for mTORC1 subunit 2. Gene Ontology annotation, biological process: cellular response to L-arginine; negative regulation of TORC1 signaling. NCBI's taxonomy places the organism in Eukaryota, Metazoa, Chordata, Actinopteri, Centrarchiformes, Centrarchidae. The record is from RefSeq and is a predicted model, not a curated record. The transcript has 9 exons. Bases 193 to 1179 code for a protein of 328 amino acids. Gene Ontology annotation, cellular component: cytosol.
UGCAGCUUUGACAGCAGCUCCGUUUUCACCUCUUUGCUUUCUUUAUUCCACCCUGCCUCGCUCUUUCUUUCUCUAUUUAAUAACUUACGCCUAAUAGCCCGCCGUAUGUGUGUAUUUAUUUAUUUAUGCAUCUUACUUGAAAGUGUUUAGGUUUUACAUUUUAGUCGUUCCUCAAAUGAGAAGACGUAAAAGAUGGAGCUUCACAUUUUAGAGCACAGCUUGAAAGUGGCGAGUAUAGAGAAAGAGGGCAUCCAGAUUUGCACUCACGGAUUAAUAAAACUCGCUUUCUUGGCCUCCAAAACAAGAUGCAAGUUCUUCAGUUUGACUGAGACCCCGGAGGACUACACCAUAAUCGUCGAUGAGGAAGGCUUUAAAGAGCUGCCCCAGUCAGAGCACAUCAGUGUUGCUGAUGCCACAUGGUUGGCCCUUAAUGUGGUGUCAGGGGGCGGCAACGCCUCUAAUUCGCAGCCCAUCGGAGUCACCAAAAUCGCAAAAUCAGUCAUUGCACCGCUAGCCGACCACAACAUCUCUGUUUUCAUGCUGUCGACGUAUCAGACGGACUUCAUUCUGGUUCGAGAGCGAGACUUGCCGAUGGUCAUGCACACGCUGUCUUCCGAAUUCACUUUGUUUCGGGUGGUCAACGGAGAGACUGUUGCUGUUCACGAUCUGGGAGUCACCAAUGGUUUUGUAAAGCCGAAACUUGUGCCCCGUCCCAUCAUUCACCCCUUAUCUAGUCCCAGCAACAUGUUCUGUGUGACCAGCCUGGACCCAGACACUCUGCCCUCUGUAGCCACCCUGCUCAUGGAUGUCAUGUUUUACUCUGGAGGGCCAAAGGAGCCUGGGGCAUCCAGCGAGGACUCCAGCCAUAUCCGCUUCUUCUCCUUCUCCCUGAUCGAGGGCUACAUCUCCCUGGUCAUGGACGAACAGACAACUCAAAGGUUUCCAAACAACGUCCUCUUCACCAGUGCUUCUGGUGAGCUUUGGAAAAUGGUUCGCAUUGGGGGACAACCUUUAGGAUUUGAUGAGUGCGGCAUUGUGGCUCAAAUAUCAGAACCCCUGGCAACGGCUGACAUUCCAGCUUACUACAUUAGUACCUUCAAGUUUGACCACGCCCUGGUUCCUGAAGAAAACAUCCAAAGUGUGAUCGGAGCUCUGCGGACCAAGAGCACGGCACAGUGAAGGAAGCCAUUGGAAAGCGAUGAAAAUGACCGUUCUCAAAGUCAUUUCGUUCAAACGUUUAUCAUGUCCAAAAAGUGCCAAGAGCUUAUUAGCAAAGUUCUGUGGAUCGGCUCUAAAAGAAAGGGAUCUAAACAGAAAGCGUGGGCGACGUCCGAGGGGAGUGUGACAGUGUGUUAGGAAUGCCUUUGUUACUCGGUCAUUUUCUUUAACCCCACCCACCCUCCCUCCUUCCUUGACACUUGAGGCCCUCCACUGCCUGCUCUGGUAGUUGUUGCUUUAGUUUACCAGACUGAAUAUGUUUCUUUCCCUCUCUAAAGCUGCUUAUUCCCACUCCCUGACCCUCAUGAGCACCAUACUGUAUUAGUUACAUAAUUCCUUUCAUGGAAGGAUGACGAAUGUACUCUAAAAAAAGUGAUAUAGCUCUCCGUAUUCUGUUUAUUUUGUUUAACAUAAGGUCAUUUCACAGUGCCAAGAUGUUUGAAUGCCUAAACCAAUGCCUUUCUCAAAAUACUAUUCAUGUGUGCAAUUGAAGGAGACAAUUUUCAAGACAGCCAGCACUGACAGAGCGCCUGGUUAAACAAUACGGUGUGUUUUUUGCUUUUAGUACCUGUUGUACAUGUUUUAAUUGCAGCAACGAUCUGAAUUUUGGAGUCCCUCAGACUUAGAAGUUUCUGGUGAAAGAGAAUCCAACAUUUUGAUGAGGAAAGACUCUUUUAAGGUAUUAAAAAGUAAUAUGCAUUAACACUGUGAGCAACAUGGUUGGUGGGAAUUAGUUUUAAAGAAACAAAUGUUUUCGUAUUGAUUCUUCUGCUGGCAAGCUCGGUGACUUCAGAGUCAGAUUAGUUAAUCCAUUACAUGAUCCAGAGAAAGUUCAUUAGUGACAAUUUUGAUAUUUGAUUAAUUUCAAUCAUUUUUCAAGUAAAAAACUAAAAUAUUCACGAUAGGGCUUCUCUAAUGGAAAAUGUGCUUGCUUUUCUAUGUUUUAUACUAUAAGUUUAAUUCCUUUGGGUUUAUGAGAUAUUAAGCUAUUUUUGUACAGACAUUUAAAGUAGAGUAUGAAGCCUAUUGACUUUAGUGAUCUCCUGACGUUUCAUCUAGUGUCACCAGCAGAUCAACGUUUUCACUGAAAAAUCUGUGGUUCGAUUGUCACAACAUUUGGUACAAUAAUAUUAAAAUUAUAAUAUUAUGAAAAAAUAAAAAUGGGAAAAAGUAAGUAAAAUAAUAACUAUACAAUUCAUAUCAUUAUAAUGCAGUCCCAUCAGUAGGUGCAACGCCAGUGAUGUUUAUUAAAAGGGUCUAUAAACUGUUACUUCAUUCACACCUGGACAUCAUAUCUGGAAGUCCAAAAUGUUUCCUCUUGCAGUAUCUUUAAUCUGGAAACAACAGAAAAUCAACAUUUUGUGGUUUUAUUGGGAAUUACAUGCUCUAAGCAGUCCUUCACAAACACUUACCGGGAGCAGAGUCCUCCCGUACAGAUAAACUGUUAUCAAGAAGUAUUAACACACAAAUGCUUUGAUUUUAAUGGUUGAUAACUGAAAACUUAAGCCACAAUCCAACUCUUGUCUGAUGACUUGAUGAUCACGUUGCUCACAGUGUGAAUCAUGAUGAUAAAAUGCAAUGAUGAAAAUGUCUACAGUAGUAAUAAAUUACUGAGCCACUUUGACAAUGAACUAGAAUAAUGACUGAGUGCAAGCUUGCUAAACAUAAGCUAAGGUUCACACAGGGAAGGUGCGUCUUCCUCCUAGCCCUGUUGUCCAUUUAGGUCUUCAAGCUGCUCCUCCCCUGCCCCAGUCUGCACUUUAAUGCAGGUUCCACCCCCACAAGCCUGCUGUACUGAUGUGAAAACGGGGAGGGCUAUUUACUUUAGAAAGAUCCUGUCCAGAUCGGGAUACUUCUGUUGGUCUUAAACAUUUGGUGUUUUCUUUCUUCUUUUUUUAUCCACAACACUUUGCACCUAACAACCUUUCUUCUGAUCAGAUGUGAUUAGUGGAAACCUUUUUGUUUAUCAGUGUUAAAACACAAGGAAGGUGACAUUUCUUUUGAUUCCAUUUCAAAGAAAAAAUUGAAAGCUUUUCAUUUGGAGCUUCUUGUGUGGAAAAAAAAUAAACAAGCUUUUUUUGGAGCUUGUUGCAUGUUCA